AUGACUUCGACAAACAGAUCUCAGAAUCACAGAGGAGUUUCCAGGGAGCUAAAUGUGGGAAACUACAUUGUCGGAGAGGAACUGGGUCGUGGUUCUUUCGCGACCGUCUACAAAGGAUAUAAUCAGAAUCUCCUAUUGUUGCCUCCCCCCUCGGAGAAAGAUAAAGUGCCUUCUGUCGGUUCACCUGAUCUCCCAAUUCUAAAAAUUGCCGACUUUGGGUUUGCUCGUUCGCUGCCAUCGACAAAUUUGGCCGAAACACUAUGUGGUUCGCCACUUUACAUGGCACCAGAAAUAUUGCGUUAUGAAAAGUACGAUGCUAAAGCGGAUCUGUGGAGUGUGGGUGCGGUGUUAUACGAAAUGAUCGUCGGAAAGCCUCCAUUUAGAGCGCAGAAUCACUUUGAGUUGCUAAGAAAGAUUGACAAACGCCGCGACCGAAUUAAAUUUCCUGGCGAUUUGGUGUCUGAUUCGGAUAGUAUUCAAUCGGAUUCAGACAAGAAUCCACCAAACGACAAAAGUUCUAUAAGCGAAGAUCUUAAAGACCUGAUAAGACGUUUGUUGAAGCGUGAUCCGGUCGAGAGGAUGUCAUUCGAGGAAUUUUUUAUGCACCCGUGUGUCACUGGUGAAUUUCGACCGAAUGACUCGUCCGGAAGCACGUCUUCAAGGGAAAAGGUUGCACAAUAUGCAAAAGCCAAAGAGAUGAUUCCAAGCAAUUCUACUGCAGAGAACGACAAUUCAAAACGGCACGCUAGAGACAGAUCAAUAUCGUCACCAAUACCAGUGUCAUUUAAAGAAGAGGCUGGAGUCAAUAAAACCACGAGAGCUCUUCAAAAUCACACAAAAACAAACCUCACUCGAAGGGACUUUGAUUCUUCUCAGAAAGAGACGAACGCGUUGGUCGGAGAUCCCACCAAUCCUUUACAGAAGAAGAUAUCCAGGGACAGUGUUAAACACCAGCAGACCCUUCAGCGGACAACAAAACAUCAAAGCGCCGCGACCGGACCCUCACCCGACAAAGCGAAUGACAACAGUGGUCUUCAAGUUCGCAAAGACCUUCAGCCUCCCUACAGGAUCCCCUCCCCCUCCUUGUUGGUGCAGAACCUCAAGAGCAACGAGGAUGAGGUUAACUUCUUGAGAGAGUAUGUGGUGGUCGACUCAAAACGCACGGUAGAAGUCAACAAGCUAGCAGACGAACUCGCCGCGUCGCCUAAAUCGUUGGGGUUGGUGCAGAAGCAUUCCAACAAAGGAACUCCCAUGGGAAUGAUUUCUCCUUCGAGUCCUUUGGACCCUCAAUAUCGAAGCCCAAUUUCAAAUCCCUCCCCCUAUGUCAUCUACUCCACCACUCCGCCGUUUGCAUUACCUCCUCCUUCCCCUCACGAAAGGGCUGGAUCGGCGGGGAGUACCGGAAGCGCGUCAUCCGCUCUUGCCAGGGCUUUAUCCGGUGUAUCGCUUCGUCUGUUCGGAACGGGAAAUUCCCCGCCUUCAUGGAGCGAGAGGUAUUCGAAGCAGAGAGGAAGCGUUAUUUCCCUUCCGUCUGAUGCCAUAGUUGGUUCACCUGAGGAGGCGGUGAUCAAGACAAUCGAAGAUUUGGCGUACAAGGCUCACGUUGUUUAUCAAUUUGCCGAGACCAAACUCCACCAAUUCAUGCCUCCACGGCCUACGGCAAGCAGCGAGGUCAUGGAUGUGAAAACGGUGUCCGCUGAGAACGCUGCUACGUUGGCGCAAGAAGCCUUUGUUCUAUAUUUGAAAUGCCUGUCCUUGCUUCAAGGUGCCAUGGAUAACGCCAAAGAGUAUUGGACGAAACAAGCCGAAUAUUCAAGUGGGAAAGAACUAUCGCCGAGGUUCAACCACGAUGUGCAGCUUGUACGCUCACGAUUCAACGAAUGCCUGCAGAAAGCGGAAUGUGCAAAAUCCAAAAUCUCAACGGAAGAGGCGGGGGCUAAUAAUUGCUUUGCCGAGAAACUGCUCUACGAUAGGGCCUGUGAGAUGAGUCGCCAGGCAGCAGUCAACGAACUCAUGGGUGAAGAUUUGCCAGGUUGCGAGAUUGCAUAUCGAUCGGCCAUUUAUAUGUUAAAUGCUAUUUUAGAAAGCACACCCGAGGACGGAGAUUCCCUAGACGAAGACGACCGGCAGGUCGUAAAUAAAUUUAUCACUGAGAUAACAAGGCGACUUAAAUCCCUUCAGAAGAAGCUGACCCAAUCAGAAGUUUCGGCGAUUUCAGGUCAUCAGGGGAGUCCUGGGUAG
Messenger RNA from Acaulospora colombiana, 2241 nucleotides. The record is from the annotation of a GenBank genome assembly. Lineage: Eukaryota; Fungi; Glomeromycota; Glomeromycetes; Diversisporales; Acaulosporaceae.